AUGACCGAAAUAGAUAAAGUGGAUAUAACCAAUCAACAAAAAGAAAAUAACGAAAAGCAAGCAGACCCUAAUAAUUAUAAUUUUCCUGAAGAAAAAAGUCAUUGGGAAAAAUAUAAACUUUACUACUUAGUUGGCGGGAGUUUUUUUCUCACCACCUUAAUUAUCUUGAUUAGCAAUCUCAACACCAAUAAGCAGAUUAGAAAAAUUAAUUCAUAUUUACAAUUGGGCGGAAACAAUUAUUCUUCUUCCUCUUUUUUUUCUGACCUUGAUUCUCCAUCAAUGACUAGUUAUUCGCGUCGUUUGGAGACUGAACCAUUUCCAGAAUAUGUUAAGAAAAGAGUGAAAAAAGAAAUUAAAAAAAUUCAAAGAGGUUCCUUUGGCGGUCAAACCAAAGAAAAUAGAGAAGAUUCGGAAAAUGAUAAUUUAAUUGAAGUAAAGCAAACCCUUGACAAAGAACAUUUUGGGAUGAAGAAAGUGAAAGAAUUAAUUAUCGAACACCUGGCUGUGAAAAAACAGGCGAAAAAAAAGCUUGGCACAGUUCUUUGUUUGGUUGGUCCACCCGGAACGGGAAAGACUAAAAUUGCUGGUUUAAUUGCUCAGGCCCUUGGUCGACCAUUUGAGAGAGUUUCCUUAGGUGGCGUUCACGAUGAAGGAGAAAUUCGCGGACACCGCUCUACUUAUGUCAGUGCUAAGCCAGGAGUAAUUGUUCAAGCUUGCCAGCGAGCCAAAGUAAAAAAUCCGGUAAUCCUUGUUGAUGAAGUUGACAAAAUGAAUGAAAGUAAAUAUGGCGGAAAUCCGGCCGCGGCUUUCUUGGAAAUCCUUGACCCGGAGCAAAAUGAAAAUUUUCGCGACCAUUAUAUCGAACUACCAGUUGAUUUGUCCCAAAUAAUGUUUAUUUGCACCGCCAACCAAAUAGAUACCAUUCCGGGACCUUUACGAGACCGAAUGGAGAUAAUUGAAAUACCUUCCUACACCAAAGAUGAUAAACAAACAAUUGCCGAAAAUCAUUUAGUUCCUAGAUUGCUAAAGAAAUGUAAUCUUACUAACGAGCAAAUAACUUUUGAGAGUUCGGCCAUUCAAGAAAUUAUUGACCAUUAUACUUGGGAGGCAGGGUUAAAAACUGAAAAUAUUACUGCGGAAAAAGUUCGAGAAUAUUUAGGCAAACCUGAAAUUUCUGACUUGACCUUUGAAGCCGAUUAUUCUAAGUCCGGAGUAGUGAAUGGUUUAAGUGCUUAUAAUCCAGAAAUAGGAGGGGGUAAUGUUUUACCAAUUGAA
Ambispora leptoticha is the source of this 1275-nucleotide messenger RNA. Lineage: Eukaryota; Fungi; Glomeromycota; Glomeromycetes; Archaeosporales; Ambisporaceae. The record is from the annotation of a GenBank genome assembly.